CCUUCUGGCUUACAAUUAAGGGCAUCGAUGUUGGGGUAGCUUCAUUGGGUCCCAAUGCAGAUUUAAAGUCUACUGCUACUGUAAAUGCUAUUCUUAAGAAUACUACUUUUAAUGCGUCAAAGUUACAGAAAGCUGAAAAUGUUGCGUCCAGUUCGGGAAAGCCUACAGUCGAAAUUACAGUGCCUGAAGAUGUUAACGAUGUAUAUAAACAGGCACUUAAUGCAGUAAGGCAACCAAAGGUUGAUGAUGUAUCGAUUGCUACACCACAACAAAGAAAAGAAGAUUCUAGAAAAUCGUUUCGAACAAUGGUUGUGCUUCUUUGGAUUUUUAGCAAUGCAUUAUUAAUAAUCGCAGUCACAUAUGCUAGUGAUACAUCAAGAACGGAUAAAUAUAUGGCAAUUAUUCUUUGGUCUGUUGCUGGAUUGGCCGCCUUCAGAUUUCUUG
Racocetra persica is the source of this 444-nucleotide messenger RNA. The record is from the annotation of a GenBank genome assembly. NCBI's taxonomy places the organism in Eukaryota, Fungi, Glomeromycota, Glomeromycetes, Diversisporales, Gigasporaceae.